AUGUCCAGCGACUAUCAGCUCCUCACGACCGCUCGCCCGGCGGCUUCGCAGCUCCACAGGGGCACCAUGGUCCUCGCAAUAGUUGCUAAUGUGCGCCCAGAAUACAUGCUUGUUAAUCUUCCGUUUGGAAUACUUGGGAACGUUUCCGAUGUUAACGCAAUAGACUCCGAACGCGUAAGGCCCCUCACAGAACUAUAUAAGGCUGGUGAUUACGUACUCGGUGUUGUAGUUGGCCAAGAUGCCACAGGAAAGCCCAUCUUAGGCCUCAAGCCCUCUCUCUUUCACCAGCGCGACUUUUCGCGCAAAUCUCUAGUUGUCUGUCAGAUAGAAACAGUUGAGGACCACGGCUGGAUCGCAGAAGUUAAGGAUGCCCGGGAAACGAGCUGCUUCCUUUCCAAAUCUAGAGUGCCCGAGGAGCUCCAUUCCAGGCUCAAGCCAGGACUUGUCGUUCAAUGUGCGGUUGUCGAUCUUAACGCCUCAGGAACACUUCUGCAGGUUUCCCUUCAAAAACUUGAUCUAACUGCAGCUGCAGCCUUUGACGGCUAUAAUCAGGUUGUCCCAGGGCAGAUCAUCAAAGCAGAGGUGGUGCAUAACGCAUCAACGCAUUCUGUGGUGCGCCUUAUCAGCACAGGAGGAAAGUCUAGUCAGAAGGGCAUGCGCUCUGCCAAGCUUUAUGGGUAUGUCCUGUCUGAGCAUUUCCGGCGGCCCGCUGAUCCCAGUAGUGGAUAUGCAACAUACACAGGCUUCCAAGGAAAGUUCAAAGUGAUCUAUCUAGAUCUGAAUCCGCAAUCGACCGACGUUGAUGGCCCGCUUAUCUAUUUAUCUAACAUGGACUCUGUUUUGGAUCACGCCGCACCAACACAGAUCUAUAGUGUUGGCCAGGUACUUCAAGAAGGAAAGCUGACCAUGGUCCAAACAGUAAAGGGCGCUGUGUACGCUUCUCUAGACUCCGAUCUCUCGUCGUUUGUCUACAUACCAGUCGAAUCUACACACCAUGGUGCAGCAGCCGAAGCGCAGAUAGGCGAGCCUAUUAACUUGAAAACAAAGAUCAUAGGGUAUAGACAGUUUGACGAUCUCUAUAUAGGAACUGCAAAUCCAGGAGAUAUAGUCUCGUCCACCGAAGCUGAGUACCACUCGGGUAUGAUCAUUGAUAAGAAAAUACCUGUCAAGGUCACAAAGGUUCUUGAUACUGGGGUACAUGUUAGCAUAGAGGUCUCACCAGCACGCUCUCUUCAUGGCAUGAUUAAUCAGCCUCAUUACGGUUCACACCUAAAGGGUCACAACAUUCCAGUCGGGCUUAACAUUAAUAGGCAUCAUGGCACACUUCGAGUAAUUGCAUAUGAUGAGCCACGGCAAGUCUAUUACCUAUCGCUUGCCAAUCUAGGCUCGGAUCCCCUCUUCUCUUCUAAAGACACUGUAAAGCCAGGGAUGGUAUCUCGAGGGGUUGUGACAAGCUUCAUUGACAACGCAAAGUGCUCGGCCGUCAUUCAAUUCACUAAUCUGUAUAAUGGAAUAUGUGCCAAUGCCAAUGGAAUGGAGAUAGGCCAAGUCUAUGAAUUCAUUUGCGUGAGAAACGACGAGAAGUACACGACCGUAGAUCGUCUUUCAGAAUCACAGCGCGGAGACGACGCUGCUAAGCUGCGGUCAAGCUAUGCUGAUGGUCUGAUGAGGGUACUUAACUAUCGGCACUUUAUUAAAUUUGAGCUACCCUAUUCUUUCACUGUGGACGGGGACUGUAGUAAUAAGAUACCCCUGGGCACCAUUCUGAGCAGGGAAAAUGCCACGGUGGAAAUAAGGAGCAUUGCACUCGGAGGAUUCAAGCUCGGGGUCAAGCUCUCCGGAGCACAGGAGGAGUCCAUCCAUGUCUUCCUCCCGCAUGGCUGCAUAGCCUUUCCUGGCAAGUCCGCUGAGCUUGUUAGGCUUUAUUUGGGAGCCAACGACUCUGAGGAAGAGCAGGAUGUCUUCUCUAUCCUGCCAUGCAUUCGGCUCCUCACCAUACUGUCCACUCGAGAUAGGGUUUCUGUGUAUAUUGGAGCUAGCUCUAGCUUUCUUGCUAACAAGGAGCAUGUUCUUCCGGCAGAAACAGAUGUCAUGACAAGAGGACAGACCUAUCAAGCUGUCGUUACACAUAUGUCAGUCAGCGGGCUCACUGCUCGAUUGUCCGCGAAUACUGAGAUAUUCUAUCCUGAUUUUGGAAACCAUGAACUUGACAACAUCUGUCCAUUGACUCUUAUCCAGGUGCGUGUUGUAAAGGUGGGAGAGCGCCGCGCAAAUCGGGACAGGAAAGUUGAUGUAAGUAUUAGCGGAUACUGCCACAAUGGGGUCUUCAAGGCUCCUCUCGGGGCGCAAAAGAUUGAGUCUAUGGUUGAUAGUUCGAUUGCAACAAGGUAUACCAGGCUAGUGCUUCCACAGACUCAACAGCUAAACGAUGGGAUUUCCUCAGCAGGUGAUUGCCAAAAUGGAUCUAUACUAAAGGGAAGCUACCUUUUUUCAAACACGAGCCCAGAUGCAUACUGUGCCAUCUAUGAUCUGGGGUCGGGCAUCGUUGGACGCAUGACCCUUGAGGCUGUAUUACUCAGCCGGCUUGUAGCUAAGCUAGUAGAGACCUCCACAAAGCCAGCACAGCUUUCUUCGCUGAUCACUGCCUUUAGUGAAGAAAUAAUCAAAUUCGUUGCAGGUGGGGAACUCACUCUUACGGCAUACUUUGAAAAGCAUGGGCAUCACUCAGCAUCAGAUAGCAUUGUCGAUGUUUGUGUCAGAAGCCUUGUUACGUUGCAUGGUGACCAGGAGCUUUCUACUAUUUGUGCUGAUACUGACUCCGCAGCAGGUGAGCAGUCCUGCGAAAUUGUAGACUUAUAUCCAGCGUCACUCUCCAUGGCAGGCCUUAGGGCGCUACGCUCUGCUCUUUCCAAGUCUGGGUGCACGUCCAUAGGCAUGGUCCGUUACGUGACAGAGCACUAUAUGCUUCUCCGAGACCUAUUUGAUAACUGCCUUGUGUUUGUUCAUGCAGUUGAUGUUUUUGAGACCCCUGCUGCUGUCCGUCCGCUCCGAGAGUUGUACAAAGAGGGCAGUUUAAUUACAAUAACAUCCUUCACGUCUAAAGAGGUUCCUAAUCCAGUGAUUGUCGCCGGAAUCAACCGAAUCGGUACGCUAGACCCUCUAGAGGAGAACAUGCUUUCCUCACCUGUGGGUCUGUGUUCCAUAGCCAUGACUAAGCCAACGAACACGCUCACAGGGCUCCAGCAUACUAUUUGCCAAGUGCUGCCCUCAGGUGCAUUGCGUCUCAACGGGCACACAUCUAUGUGUUUCCUAACAGCUACAUCUCCUGUGGAGUUCUGCAGUCGAAGAGGCCUAUUCUUGGCGCCGGUGCUCUCCGUAACCAGGCUAUUUAAUGACCCUCAAGACUUCUCAAACCAUGCAGAUGCUUUUGUCCAUGACAUCCUGGGGUACCACAAAUGCAUUCGCAUAGGCCCGGACAACAUAUCUCUGCGGCCUAUAGACUUUCAAGUUUCCUCCAUGUCUCGUCAUUCCUUCAUCUCCGUCGGCCAAGAGCGGCUGUUUCUUCCUCAAACAGCCGAAGAUCUGUCUAUACACGAUACCUAUGUCGGGUUCAUCCGUCCAUACUCCAAGAUAGGUGCAGGGUUGCAAGUUGUGGUCUCCGAGUCCAUCACAAUUCAUGUCAAGAUGAAGGAGAUCUCUGAGGAAUUUAUCAGUCCAGAGGAAGUACAGGAGAAGUACCCAUCUAACACAAUGGUGCGUGUCCGUUACCUAGAUACAAGCACAUUCAACGACAUGCCGCAAUACAAUGGCACAAUUAAGCCUACCGUCGUCAACAACCCCAAUAUCAAGCAUCCAAGCGUUAUCAUUAAGGCUGGUGCAUGUUUAAUUGGCAGAGUUGACAAUGUAAUGGAUGACCGAGGAGUGUUCAUAACCGUUGAGGAUUGCUACCCUUUGACCCGUGUCCGAGCCAGGAUCAGCGACUCCAUUGACGUGUCCGGCCAUGGACCAAUGAACAGCGAAAAGAUCGUUUUAAAUAAUGCUAAUAGGUGCUCUAACAGUUACUACAAAGGCCAACGGUUGUACUUCAUUGUUUUAGAGCCGACUGCUAAAGGAGCAUCGGUGGGUCUGAAGGCGGCACACUUUUUAGCUGCUGGAAUCGACAUCACGAACCUACCCGUUCUGAAGCAGGAUCGGACUCGCCGAAACAAGCAAGACAAGUCACGCGCAAUUCACCAUGAAGAGCUUCUAAACCAAGCGACGACCAGUAGUGAGGCCCAAGGACUCAAGCCACCAGCGGUAGAAGCAGAUCAGAGUAGAUUUGAGCCGGUACGAAAGCGGACACGUAGCUAUGAUCUCUUUGCUGGAGAACUGGAUGAUGAUCACAACCAGAGCCAAGGGUCUGAGAAACAAGAAGAGGAUGAUAAGCAGGAAGAAAAUACCGAAAGCGACUCGUCGGAGACCGAGGGUCCGGUUAUAAAUUUCCUCAACUUUGGUACAUUGAAGCGUCCAGUAGCCGAUGACUCUAGCUAUUCAGAUGACUAUCAGGAAGCAAAUGACGAUAUUCUGAAUAAUGGAGUGCGAGAGUACGAAGUGCGCCAGGCACCAAAAAUGACUGCCGAGCAGAAAAGAGUUAAGGAGGAAAAAGACAUUCGUGAAAGAGAGGAGGAGCUGCUAACGAAUGCUGCCCCGCAGUCAGAGGCAGACUUUGAAAGACUUUUGGCAGGAAACGAGCAGUCUUCGUAUCUCUGGAUUCGGUAUGUCGCUUUCCACGUUGAUAGGGCGAGCAUCGAUAAGGCGGAGGCGGUCCUCGAUCGAGCCAUGACAAAGAUUUGUCCAGACAAGGAGGUAGAUUACAGGAAUCUUUGGUUAGCGAAGAUAGCGUUGAAGGAGAAGUUUCACGGUCCAGAAGCGGGGAUGAAUGAACUCUAUGAGGGAAUACGCAGAAACGAUCCCAAUGAGCUUCUAAGAAUAUACUGCUCCGGAAAGCUAGACCAGGGCGACUGGGAAUCAGCCGCAAGAGGUUACGACGUGCUAUUCUCCAAAAAGGAACGGAAGAGGAUCUAUGAAAACUGGAGGGACUAUUUCUUGUUCCUUUAUAACGUCAAGGGCCAUGAUAUCCCCGCCAAUGUCGUAGAAGGUAACCGUAUAAAGGCGCGAGGGCAGGAACUACAAAAGGCGUCCAGCUGUCUUUCACAGGACGUUCUUCUGCGGUUGCUUUGCGAUUCUGCCCGGGCAGAGUACAAAAUAAAUGACGUUACACGGGGAAGAGCGGCUUUUGACAAACUUGUGGGUACUAUGCCUCAGCGGAUGGAUAUAUGGGGGCAAUACUUAGACAUGGAAGAGAAGCACGUGGCGCCUAUAAAUCCCCAGGACGUACGGUCUCUCUAUGAGCGGUGUUGUGCAUUACGGUUAUCGCUGAAGAAGAUGUCGUAUGUAUUAAAGAGGUUCUAUAACUUCGAGAAGAAGUUCGGCACGGCAACUACACAGGAGCGUGUCAAAGAGAUUGCACGGGCCUAUGCAAACAGCUGA
Giardia duodenalis is the source of this 5529-nucleotide messenger RNA. RefSeq names its product RRNA biogenesis protein RRP5. Gene Ontology annotation, biological process: rRNA processing. Gene Ontology annotation, molecular function: RNA binding; protein binding. Gene Ontology annotation, cellular component: nucleolus; small-subunit processome. The transcript has a single exon. The record is from RefSeq and is a predicted model, not a curated record. Lineage: Eukaryota; Fornicata; Diplomonadida; Hexamitidae. Bases 1 to 5529 code for a protein of 1842 amino acids.